This is a messenger RNA of Arachis stenosperma, 642 nucleotides long. RefSeq lists its product as uncharacterized. The transcript is spliced from 3 exons. Lineage: Eukaryota; Viridiplantae; Streptophyta; Magnoliopsida; Fabales; Fabaceae. The record is from RefSeq and is a predicted model, not a curated record. The coding region runs from base 74 to 418 and encodes 114 amino acids.
AUUCUCAAUAAAUAUACAUCACCAUUUGUUUCAAUUGAAUUGACUACUUGUUUCGUGUCGGUCAUAACUCAUCAUGCAAGUUUCUGCCUUCCGGCCUUUAACGUUCUUGCUCUUCCUCGGUGCCGCAACUUUUAUCCUAUUCUUCAACUUCUCAACUCCCAUUGUUCACCAUGAUAACGGUGGUGAUACUGAUGCAACAACACUGAUUGCUGUUGCUGUAAGCAGGAAACUUAAGGAAAAUGAGAGCAAGAGAGUGAUAGGUGGUUGGGUGUCGGUAGAUGAUGAUCAUGAUUAUAGUGAGGCAAAUCCAGUGCCAUAUGGCUCAAGGGACAAAGUGAGACAUGGAUCUAUUGAGCGUGCCAAUCAUCCUAGGGGAUUUAACCCAAAGGCUCCUCCUUCUCCUGCUAUCUAUUAUUAACAAAACACUCUUCUUCCACUUUGCUACCUUAGCUUCUAAUAAUAAUCCUACUUAUAUAUAUAUUUGAUCCUAUGAGAGAAAUGGCUUCGUAUAAGUUCUUGGAAGCAGAUUAAAGUGUGCCAUUUUCUGCUUUUGAAAUUGUUUGUUUGACCCUGCAACUCUGUUCUAUAACCAUUAGUUAAGUAUCAAACGUUAAUCUAUGUAUUUAUUAUUGAGAUGACUAA